Molecule: messenger RNA, 1720 nt
Organism: Epinephelus fuscoguttatus (brown-marbled grouper)
Lineage: Eukaryota; Metazoa; Chordata; Actinopteri; Perciformes; Serranidae
Exons: 13
Coding region: 1-1350 (449 amino acids)
Source: RefSeq, a predicted model, not a curated record
AUGCCAACAAUGUUUUCUCUGAAGGUUAAUAGUGGAUUUGCAAUGACGUCUGGGUUUAAAGACCUUCAUCAAUCAAGCACUCUGCCUUCUAUUUCAGAUGCACACUUAUUCCCUGUUGGUGUCAGAAAGGCAGGGGAUGAAGUCAGAGCCGAGCCCCGGAGGAGGAAGGCAAUGCAUGGCAGCAGUCCAGACAUGGACCAAGAGGCCAAGGCCCGGCGUCAGGCUCAGCUCGAUCAGCGCCAUCUAGAGGCCUACGGGAACAUGCACCGUCUCCGAGAUGCUCUCUAUCGCCGCUAUGCUGCCCUGCUCAGAGACAAGGUCCACUCACAGCGAUUACUGCUGCAGCAGAGAGAUGAGACAGUCAGGGUAAAGUCAGAGAAUUACACCAAGCAGAAACAAAGGAAGUUGGCUUUCGUCAAGCUGCAGCACAAUGACUCAUACCUGGAGUCCCUCCCUAAAACAAGCUAUUACCUGAGGCAGCUAGCUGAGCACGGACAUCUGAAAACCCACUAUGAUUUGGAGGACUUUUAUGGGCACAUCACAUAUAACUGUCCCCCAUCACAGCUACAGAAAAGUCUGGAGGAUGUCAGGAAAAGGAUGCUGGAAAGCAGACCUGCGAUUGAUUUGAUGACUCAGUACAAGACGUCAGAAAAACACCCCUGCACUGUUGAAGAUAGAGGACACAAGGGCCAUGGCAGAUGGAGACUACCGACAUUGUUAUUAGAACAAGGGUCUGGUUCAGGGGAGAGUUCGGUGGAGCUGAUCUUCAGUGGCAACCAGGAGAAGGAUGAAAUUGAGGGAAUGUUUCCCAAGAUGAAAGCCCCCACAUUUGCAACCCUACAGCCUAACUUCAUGAGGAGCUUCCAGAGCAAGAUGCCUGAUUUGAUUAUCCCUGAGGUUCCUGAGAAGAGCAGGAAAGCAGAGAUUUAUUUGAGGCGGCUGAGACACAUGUAUGCUCUUUGUUUAACCAACAUGGCUGUCUCCCAGAGACUGCUGGACAGGGAGACAGACUCACUGUGCUGGCAGGAGGAGGGAGGCAACCAAGAUUUGAUGCUUCCAAGCAUUGAGUCCAAACAAGGGAAGACAGGCAAAACCAACCAGCUGCCCCCCUGCUCUCUGAAACAGCCGAAAGUUAUCCAGAAUGACCGUCUGUCAUCUCCUCGGCAUCUUAGCAGAACAACCUCAGCCAGCCACCAAUGUUCUGAGACUCCGGUUUGGGACACAGCAGUGUGCUGCCGUAAAACACCUGAUCCUUUAUCCAUUGAAGACGUGUGUCAACAAAAGCAUGUAGAGGUAAUUGACUGUGGGUUUAAGCUCUGGAGAAACUACACAGUAAACACAGAUCACUGAAGAUAUUGCCAUCUCUUUAUGGGGAAUAUGUGCAGUUAUUAUUAUGUUGGUUAUCUAUAAUAUGCAGUUUGUGGAUUCAUUAAUGUCUGUCAACUGUGAGAGAUACUUUUUUCAUUUUCUUUACAUUACCACCAUGUGUUUAUUCCAUGUCAUACUGAUUAGCUACUAUUGUAUACGUUUAUACUGUAAUAUAACAAUGCUACAUGACAUCUUCUUAUAGGCGACAUAGGCAGCAGCUGAGGGGCACCACCCAGAGGGUAGAUUAAAUAAAAAAAAAAAAUGCUGUUGUGACAUUCAAAAACAUUAAACAUAAGGGAAAUGGUGGAGUGGAGUGUGUGUGGAAAGCCUUAGAGAAAGUGAAAAGGUGAUC